This is a messenger RNA of Kwoniella mangroviensis CBS 8507, 1149 nucleotides long. RefSeq lists its product as uncharacterized. The transcript is spliced from 5 exons. Lineage: Eukaryota; Fungi; Basidiomycota; Tremellomycetes; Tremellales; Cryptococcaceae. The coding region runs from base 1 to 1149 and encodes 382 amino acids. Gene Ontology annotation, cellular component: mitochondrion. The record is from RefSeq and is a predicted model, not a curated record.
AUGGGCAGCCGUUUCAUACCUCAUCAUCUGAGCAGAAUACGCAGCUGUACAUCCUCAACGACUCCCCGACUGCUUCUCCGACGUUCUCUCCAUCUCCCUCCCACUCACACCGACAGAUAUGCUUUACCUACCAUAUUCCUCCGACGGAUAUCCAUUCAGGCGCCGGGACCAGAUCAUACGUCGGAAAGACGAGAUCCCACUGGGUACGAGAUACUGCAUCCUCCAGUGAUCGCUCAAAGCUCUUCCCAAUCGGAACCUAGUAAUGGUAGUCCCGAUCCUAAUCAGGAUGUUACAUCGUCAACGACUGGUCUCGCCAAUGCUACAUCUCUGCCGGCACCUCCAGAAGGUAGCACUCCUUUCACUUCGAGACAUCUACAGCAUCCGUUCGAUACUCAUGCGUUCGUGAGCUACCUGGAGAAGAACGAUAUCAGUCGAGAUAGCGCAAGGGCUUUGAUGGAAGCGGUCAGGGAGAUGAUCAAGAAAAGGGGUACUCAGACAGGGGAGAAUAUGGUUGGUAAGGAAGAUGCGGAAAAUGCAGCAUACCUUUUCAACGCGGCGCUGUCUGAGUUAAGGACCGAGUUGAGUGUCCAGGCAAGAAACGAUGGUUUAGCUCUCAAGGCCAUGGCCGGUGCUAUACGGCGUGAAGUCGAGGGCUUGGAGCAGAAGAUGAAGGAGGAUGUACAGGUCCUCAAGCAUGAUAUCGAGAUGGACAUGAAUAAUCGAAAAGCAGAGACAAGGACUGAAAUGAAAGGGUUUGAUAUAUACAUUGAAGAAAUCAACAAUAAAUUCACGAUAUCACUGGGUGAUCUUCGAACGGAGAUCGAAAGUGUAAAAUGGGAUGCAACGAGACGAGCUAUCUCCAUCAUCAUACUCAUUGUCGUCGCAACCAUCGCUGUCUCUACCUUCUUGGCAUCUGAUGCCGAGCCGAAGACUCCGCCUCAAGCUAAAUCUACCACAUCACCACCGAUGAAAGAUAUGGCAGUGGGCACCGAUGAUGAAUCGAUAGAAGAAGACCUGAAGACGUAUACGGAAGAAAGAUUAGAUAAGCUGCUUUCAGACUCUGGAGUGGCAAGAUUGGAAAGGAGGCGAUCUAAAUCGAGGGAACAUGGAAAAGAGGAGAAGAAAGACUUGCAUGUUGAUAGAAUAUAA